Messenger RNA from Syngnathoides biaculeatus (alligator pipefish), 2411 nucleotides. RefSeq names its product lactate dehydrogenase Ba (gene ldhba). NCBI's taxonomy places the organism in Eukaryota, Metazoa, Chordata, Actinopteri, Syngnathiformes, Syngnathidae. The record is from RefSeq and is a predicted model, not a curated record. The coding region runs from base 425 to 1429 and encodes 334 amino acids. Gene Ontology annotation, biological process: carboxylic acid metabolic process. Gene Ontology annotation, cellular component: cytoplasm. The transcript has 9 exons. Gene Ontology annotation, molecular function: L-lactate dehydrogenase (NAD+) activity.
AGCCUGACCCGCUUAGCUGUGAAAUGAAAGAAUCUUCAUGCUAGCGUUGCGUGAACCUGUCGCAGUUCAUCUUAAAUUAUUUAUUUAAAUAAUUUACAACUGAAAGAAAUACUCAUUGUCGCUUAUCCUCACGAGGGUCGCGGGGAGUGGUGGAGCCUAUCCCAGCUGUCGACAGGCAGGAGGCCGGGUACACCCUGAACUGGUUGCCAGCCAAUCGCAGUAAAAGAAAAAUAUUUGGGUGGAAGUGUGUAAAACUACAACCGCUAAUCCUCACAAAGGCCACAGGAAAGCUGGAGCCUAUCCCGGCUAGCGUCAGGCAAAAGGCGGACUACACCCUGAACUGGUCGCCAGUCAGCCGCAAGGCAGACAUCGACGCCAUCACUGAGCGGGAAUCGAUCCCACCUUACGCACACAAAGCCCCACCAUGUCGUCGGUGCUCCAGAAACUCAUCAGCCCCGUGCCCGGGAGCGCCGCAGAGCCCCCCAGGAACAAAGUGACGGUGGUCGGGGUGGGCCAAGUGGGCAUGGCCUGCGCCAUCAGCAUCCUACUGCGAGAUCUGUGUGACGAGCUGGCUCUGGUGGACGUGAUGGAGGAUCGGCUGAAGGGCGAGGCGAUGGACCUGCAGCACGGGAGCCUUUUCCUCAAGACCUCCAAGAUCGUCGCGGACAAAGACUACGCAGUGACUGCCGACUCUCGCUUGGUGGUGGUGACCGCCGGAGUCCGCCAGCAGGAGGGCGAGAGCCGACUCAACCUGGUGCAGAGGAACGUCAACGUCUUCAAGUCCAUCGUCCCGCAGAUCAUGAAGCACAGCCCGCAGUGCACGCUCAUCGUCGUCUCCAACCCUGUGGACAUACUCACCUACGUGACCUGGAAACUGAGCGGGCUGCCCAAGCACCGCGUCAUCGGCAGCGGCACCAACCUGGACUCGGCCCGCUUUCGCUUCAUGAUGGCCGAACGCCUCGGCAUCCACGCCAGUUCCUUCAACGGCUGGGUGCUGGGCGAGCACGGAGACACCAGCGUCCCUGUGUGGAGUGGCGCAAAUGUCGCCGGCGUCAACUUGCAGAAGUUGAAUCCCGAGAUCGGCACCGACGGCGAUAAGGAACACUGGAAGGCCACGCAUAAGGCCGUGGUGGACAGCGCCUACGAGGUGAUCAAGCUGAAGGGUUACACCAACUGGGCCAUCGGCUUGAGCGUGGCCGACCUGACCGAGAGUAUCGUCAAGAACAUGAGCCGCGUCCACCCGGUUUCCACCAUGGUCAAGGGCAUGUACGGCAUCGGAGAAGAGGUCUUCCUGUCCCUGCCCUGCGUUCUGAACAGCAGCGGCGUGAGCAGCGUGGUCAAUAUGACCCUGAUGGACGGCGAAGUGGCUCAGCUGAGGAAGAGCGCCGACACUCUCUGGGGAACCCAGAAGGACCUCAAGGAUCUUUAAAUCCGUUUAGCUAGACCAGCGGUCGGCAACCUUUGACACCGAAAGAGCCAUUUGAACCCGGUUGCCACGGAAAAGAAAACACUGGGAGCCGCACAUCUAAAAUGAAAAAAAAAAAAACAAAACAAAACUAUAGAAUAAAAAAUAAUACAAAAUAGAAUCUAUUUUCUUGAGAUAUUUUUCUUUUCUUACAUUUCUCCAUUGGCUUUCCCGGGCUUGAAAGUCGCUCAAAAUAGACGGCGUUUCAGCGGGUAUACCCGCUUCCGCAGUGUGACGUCUAUUUUGAGCGACGAAAAAAAUAAUAUCAAAUAAUUUAAUUAAUAUUUUAAUAUUUCAAGAUCACAAUAAUCUUCAAAUUUAGAACUAAAAUAAUAUAAAAACUAACACAAAUAAAACACACUUCAAUUAAAUACAAAAAAAUUUUUUUUUAGUAAUUUAUUUUCCCAAGCCAAUCAGAGCCGCAUUAUAAGGAUGAAAGAGCCGCAUGAGGCUCCGGAGCCGCGGGUUGCCGACUGCUGAGCUAGACCACCGACAUCCAGAGAAGCCCGUCAUCGCGCACAACGCCAUUUUGCUCCAUUCCUCUCGGUCCGACCUUACCGUUCUUUUGAAGCACAAUGUCCGGGUUUUUGGAGAGGCUGGUGCUUUCCUUUAAAAAAAAAAAAAAAAAUCCACACAAGCACAUUUUCACCCGAACUACUAGUAAACACGAGUAUUGUUGUAGAUUGAUGUGCAGUGAAUUCGUGUACGUGAAGCACAACCAAACCGGGUUACAAUUCUGUUCCUCUUCCCCACUUGUCGAAGACGCGGAACUUGAUGUCCAGUUCUGAGCCCGAAACCCCACAAGGAGUUUUCGUCUUUCGGUGUUAUUCGGCAGGAAUGCUUUAGCGCAUUUAGAUGAUUACAAAACACACGGAAAGGCCUUAACCACAUUUUCUUUGAAGCACUCAAGUGUUCUGAAUAAAUGCAUUGAAACAUUAGACAAUGA